CUUGAUCUGGCCAUCGAGUCAAGUUUGCACUGCAUCCCUUGACUCGCGCCCUCCCUUGCCACCCACCGAGAUCACUGCUAGACUUUUCGCCCCUUGAACAUCUUGCCUCUUUCGGCCGCUGCUAAGCCUCCGAUCCGUCGGUCAUGUCUUUGUCUUCGGCCGACGCCCCGAGCUCGCUGCCGACGCAUUUUCGAGUCGCGUUCCGUCACGCGUGCACCCAAGCGCGUUUUCCACUCGCCCUUGCCGGCGCGGGUCUCUCGGCAGCCAGUGGGAUCCCCACCUUUAGAGGCAGUGGUCCAGCCUCACUCUGGCGUCAGCAUGACCCACUGUCGCUAGCCACGCCACAAGCCUUUCGCGCCAACCCAUCUCAAGUGUGGCAGUUUUAUCACUGGAGACGGGAACUCUGUCUCAAGGCGAAACCGAACUCAGCCCAUCACGCCUUGAGCUGGUUGAGCACAGAAGAGGGCAGUCGAAAGAUCUUCCCAGGCGCCGCUAUCGGGCCACAUGGCCAAGGAAGCUUUAGACUAGUCACGCAGAACGUCGAUGGUUUGUCCAAGCGAGCUAAUAUUGCUUACGAGGAGCAGACGGGCGUAAGUCCACCUGACCCAGUCGAAAUGCACGGGUCUCUCUUCCGCACCCGCUGUCUCUCCUGCAAAGACACUUCGGACAAUUUCGAAUCCCCCAUCGCACCUGCCUUACGUGCGACAGAGGAUCUCUCGAGACCAAUCGAGAACUUGCCUCUGUCCUCACUACCCCACUGCCCUCUCCCCAGCUGUCAAAAUUCAGAUGGCUCAAAGGGUCUACUGCGCCCCGCGGUUGUAUGGUUUGGUGAAUCGAUCCCCUUGCUAGACUCCAUCGAAGACCUCAUAGAGCGCUGCGACCUCCUGCUGGUCUUAGGGACCAGCAGCACAGUCUACCCGGCUGCUGGCUUCGCGAGCCAAGUCAGGAGGCAGGGCGGAAGGGUCGCGGUGUUCAAUGUAGAAGCUGGCGAGGAGCAGGCAGACUGGGAAUUCAUUGGCAAGGUCGAGGAGACGCUACCAUGGGUCCUCAGCGAUGCGUCCUAA
Microstroma glucosiphilum is the source of this 1064-nucleotide messenger RNA. RefSeq names its product DHS-like NAD/FAD-binding domain-containing protein. The transcript has 5 exons. The coding region runs from base 144 to 1064 and encodes 306 amino acids. Lineage: Eukaryota; Fungi; Basidiomycota; Exobasidiomycetes; Microstromatales; Microstromataceae. The record is from RefSeq and is a predicted model, not a curated record. Gene Ontology annotation, molecular function: NAD+ binding.